AAACACUAGAUGAACUACAAGAAAUGGUUGUUAACCUAUUGUCUGAUGUAGAAAAUAAAAAUUGUUCAAUCCCAGAAUGGCUUGAUCCUCCAUUCAAAGAUCAAAAUCUCAGGUUACGAUGCGAUGUAGUUCCUGUGAAAGAUAUCAGAAAUCUUAACGUCACCUUUCCUAUUCCAGACAUCAACCCAUACUAUGACUCUAAGCCUGGCCACUAUCUUGGUCAUUUAAUUGGACAUGAGGGUCCAGGCAGUUUACUAUCGGAAUUGAAAAGUAAAGGCUGGGUCAACACGCUAUGUGGAGGCCAGAAAGAUGGUGCAAAGGGCUUUAUGUUCUUUAUCAUCAACGUUGAUCUAACUGAAGAAGGACUUGACCUGUCUGCUGCCUUUGACACAAUCGACCGUGACAUCCUUCUUGCACGGCUAGCAGAUAUGGGCAUAUGUGAUCUCGCCUGGCAAUGGCUAGCUUCAUAUCUCACGAACAGACAUCAGUCAAUUGUCAUUAAUGGUCAUUCAUCUAAAGAAACAACUCUUCAUUAUGGAGUUCCCCAUAGAUCAGAUAACAUUUCAGCUGCCAUAUUCCAAAUUGAAAAUUGCCUAUUUGACAUCAAGGCUUGGAUGGUUAACAACAAACUACAGCUAAAUGAUGGCAAAGAUAUUGCUAAUCCAAACCCCUUGCAUGGUAUCAACAUUGGAUCAACACUCGUUAAACCAGUUAAAGCAGCUCACAACAUUGGUUUCAUCUUUGAUAAUUCACUUCAGUUCAUUUCUUUACUACUGUUUUUAAAUACCUACUUUUCACCAUCACUUCAUUUUACCAUUGUAAUUAUGGUGCUCGCCAUUCUACCUUGUAGCUUUGCUACCUCUACAUUUACUAAUGUAUCUACCAAUAGAGCUGAACACUGGGCAGGGGCACUGUGUUGGGAUAACACUGCGUGUGGGGGGCACUGUGUGUGGGGAAGAACACUGGGGGGCACUGUGGAAGGAGACUGUGUGUGGGACUUUCCAAUUCCAGAAGUACUGAGUAGUGGGUACCUGAUAAAGGAGUUCAGACCUGAUCUGAUUGAAAUGUUGAUGAAUCAAUUGGUACCUGAUAGAAUAAGAAUUGCUGUUAUAUCGCAGUCAUUUCAAGGCAAGACUACACACCAGGAAAGAUGGUAUGGAACAGAAUACAAAAUCACAGAAAUACCAGAAGACACUUUACAGCGAUGGAGAAAUGCAGGAUUCAAUGAUAAAUUUACUCUGCCACCAAGAAAUGAAUUCAUCCCAACAAAAUUUGAGAUCACACCCAGGGAAGAAGAGACCGCACCAUUCCCAGUACUGAUCAAGGACACUUCAAUGACUAAACUGUGGUUCAAACAGGAUGAUACUUUUCUGCUUCCAAAGGCUUGUAUGCUCUUUGAAUUCACAAGCUGCGAAUCAAACAAGACACCUCAGUUUCUAGCACUUGACGAAGCACUAACCAAUUCUUCACCAAUUGCGAUACUAGACAAAGGACACUAG
This is a messenger RNA of Saccoglossus kowalevskii, 1499 nucleotides long. Its product is annotated as insulin-degrading enzyme-like. Gene Ontology annotation, biological process: peptide catabolic process. Gene Ontology annotation, cellular component: mitochondrion; peroxisomal matrix; cytosol. Gene Ontology annotation, molecular function: metalloendopeptidase activity; metal ion binding. The record is from RefSeq and is a predicted model, not a curated record. NCBI's taxonomy places the organism in Eukaryota, Metazoa, Hemichordata, Enteropneusta, Harrimaniidae.